AUGGGUUCUUCAGAUGUUUCAAGUCGUGAGAAUUCUUUGGUUUAUAAUGAAGAUCCCGAAUCUCCCAAUGGCACAACACCAUGUGAUCGGUUGGGGGUGGACUUGAUGAAUGUUCUAGAUGACAAGAAUGAAAUAAAACAAGGCGUUACCCCAGUAUCAGAUCGUGAAAUUGGGGGUACGGAAUCUGAGACAUCCGCGGUUUCUGCAUUUGCUAGCGCUGAUGAAUUGCUAGCUGAGCUAGACACUGAAGACGAAACAAAGCUUGAGCCAGAUGGCGAAGAUGGGAGAUCUGUCCUGAAGAAACAAAGAGACAUUGUUACUAAACUUAUACAAGCCAAUAAAGAAACACAAAAAGAAGGUGAUAAAGUCUGCAUUGUCCCCAAAGCUUGGUAUGAUAAUUUUUUUGACCCCGAUGUCACCGAUCCGGAGGACAUAGGCCCUAUUAAUACAUGUAUGAUUUGCAGAGACUUUGAAAAUUUUGUGCUUGAGGAUUACAACAGAUGUCCGUAUCUAUCUGUUGCUGAGCCUGUUUUCAAUUUUCUGUCAGAAAUUUACGGCAUGACAAGUGGCUCUUUCCCAGUGGUUACUAAUUUGGUCAUGAACCAAACCACGGGAGAACUGGAGACAGAAUACAACAAAUGGUUUUUUAGGUUACACUACUUGACGGACAAGCAAGAUGUGAGGAAGAGGAGGUAUAGUCAGGAUGAUUCAGUAUUGUAUCUGUCAAUGUCUGCGUUGAACUUGGUACGUGAUUUAGUUGAAAAGAGUAUGAAUAUAUUUUUUGAUAAAGCUGAUCAUUUGGAUGUAAAUACUGUUGAUUUUAAAAUUUGGUUCGUUUCACAAGGACCUAGUGUCGCCAUAGACAACAACGUGGAUGACGUUUUGAAUACCUCGUAUGAAAUAACUCCCCUUCAAUUUCUAGAGCUACCGAUUAAGAAACUAUUAAUACCAGCUAUGUUUGGUAAUCGUUUGGAUAAGAUAACUUCAAACCCAAGCGACCUAGUUAUAGAAAUCAAACCUAUAGAGGGCCAUCACCAUUGGGCUUCAAACUAUUUUGCGUAUAACAAGCUUGAGCCAGCUUCAGGAACCACUGGUUUGGUGAACCUGGGAAACACAUGUUACAUGAAUUCUGCGUUGCAAUGCCUUGUGCACAUUCCACAGUUGCGUGAUUACUUCCUUUAUGAUGGUUAUGAAAACGAAAUCAACGAGGAAAAUCCCCUCGGGUAUCAUGGUUAUGUAGCGAGGGCAUUUAGUGAUUUGAUCCAAAAAAUAUUCCAAAACAGGUUGAGCGUAAUGCAAAGAAAUGGCGCUUUCCCGCCGUCAAUGUUCAAAUCAACUGUCGGGCACUUCAAUUCAAUGUUUUCAGGUUAUAUGCAACAGGACUCUCAAGAGUUUUUAGCAUUCCUGUUAGACAGUUUGCAUGAAGAUUUGAAUAGAAUAAUAAAGAAGGAAUACAUAGAGAAACCAUCAUUAUCUCCUGGUGAUGAUGUAGAUGAUUGGAAUGUAGUCAAGAAGCUAGCAGACGAUACCUGGGAAAUGCAUUUGAAGAGGAAUUGUUCCGUUAUAACAGAUUUAUUUGUCGGAAUGUACAAAUCCACCCUAUACUGUCCCGAGUGUAAAAAUGUUUCUAUAACAUUUGAUCCCUAUAAUGAUGUUACAUUGCCACUUCCAGUUGAUACAGUAUGGAAUAAAACUGUGAAGAUUCUCCCCAUGAACUCCCCACCACUCCUUCUUGACGUUGAGUUAAGCAAAUCAUCCACUUUUAUGGAUCUAAAAAAAUAUGUCGGUAAGAUAUCCGGGCUAGAUCCAAACACAUUGUUUGGUUGUGAGAUUUUCAGUAAUCAGGUUUAUGUCAAUUAUGAAUCAGCAGAAUCUAAUGCUCAAUUUCUUACGUUGCAAGAGCUAAUUAAACCUGCUGAUGACGUUGUUUUUUACGAGUUGCCAGUAACCGAGAAAAACGAAAUAAUUGUUCCUGUACUUAAUUCUCGAGUUGAGAAAGGCUACAGGAGUGCAACGCUUUUUGGUGUCCCCUUUUUUAUUACAUUAACAGAAGAUGAAAUGAAUAAUCCAGGGGCGAUAAGAAUGAAAUUACAACGAAGAUUCGUCCAUUUAAGUGGUGGGUUUAUUCCAUUUGCGGAACCUGUUGGAAAUUGGGUUGAUUUUGCAGAGAGUUUUCCUCUAUUAGUAGAAAAGUAUCCAGGUAUCGAACUUCAACAAUAUAAAGAUAUACUGCAGUAUGCUUUUAAUUCUGUAACCGAUAAGGACAAGUCAUUUUUUUCUAUCAAAAUUCUGCCCGUAGAGAAAGAGCAGCAAUUUUUUAGUAACAACAGAGCAGAAUCAAACUUUUGGACACCUUUUUCCCGGUUGAACUAUGACAAAGCUGUAGAAAUAAGCAACAGACUUGCGGGUGUGGUAGGAGAUAUCUACAAUUAUCCUUUCUUAAUAGAAUCUGCUGAAGGAAUUCCUAUGCAGGUAGACGACGAGGGGGGGGUUGAGAUCAAUGAAGCAGCCAGUUCCUCUGAACUCUUCCAAUUAAAAGAUGGGGAAGAAAACAAAAAAAUUGAGGCAAAUGGCGAGAAUGUGAAUAGCACUGCUGACCAAGACGAAGAUAUGGAAUCGACGGAUGAUAUUGAAGAAGAUGCUAGUACAGAGCCGGAGCUAACAGAGAAGCUAGAGGGUCCAACUAAAAUCAAGGAUAACUUGAACUCCAUUCUUUCGAUUAAUGAUGUCAUUGUUUGCGAGUGGGACGAAUCCGCUUUAAAUGAGGCUUUCUCUCAUGACAAGGUAUAUAAUUGGGAAAAUCCAGCAAUUUUACCCAACACCGAGUUGGAAAACAUAAAGUCGGAAAGAUCGAAUGCUAAGGAAAGAACUAUUACUCUCGAUGAUUGUCUCCAAUUAUUCUCUAAACCGGAAAUACUAGGACUAAGCGACUCAUGGUACUGUCCUACAUGUAAGGAACACCGUCAGGCUACGAAGCAAAUACAACUUUGGAAUACGCCAGAUAUUCUGCUAAUACACUUGAAAAGGUUUGAAAGUCAAAGGUCCUUUAGUGAUAAAAUUGACGCGACUGUCAAUUUUCCUAUUACAGAUUUAGACUUAUCAAAAAAUGUUGUUUAUAAAGAUGAUCCUAGAGGUUCAAUCUAUGAUCUUUAUGCGGUAGAUAAUCACUAUGGUGGCUUAGGCGGUGGGCACUACACCGCAUAUGUAAAGAAUUUUGCAAACAAUAAGUGGUACUAUUUCGAUGACUCACGAGUAACUGAAACUGUACCUGAGAAUAGUAUUGCCGGAUCAGCAUAUUUAUUAUUUUACAUUCGUCGUCCUAAAGAUGGUGAUGAACUAGGCGGUCCUAAACUGCAGGAAAUAAUCAAAAUAUCGCGCCAGGGAUACGAUCAGCGCAUUAAGAAGAUAUAUGAUGAACAGAUGAAGUUGUAUGAAGUUAACAAGACGGAUGAGGAGGAAGAUAUGUGUGACGAUGUGAUAGAAGAUGUGCAAGUCCCCGAAUAUAGUAACCGUAGUUUAGAGGUUGGACAUAUUAAAACUCAGGACUGCGACGAUGAAGAUGAUAAUGAUGAUGGUGAAAGAACAAAUUCAGGUAGAAGAAAGUUGAGACUGUUGAAGAAAGUCUACAAAAAGAGUUUAGACUCAAGUUCAUCGAGUACGUCAGCAAUAUCUGAGGGAGGCCUAGAAAGUGAGGUUAUUGACUUGAAUUGUAAAAAUGAUGUGACGCUCGAAUCUCCAGAAUGA
Saccharomyces mikatae IFO 1815 is the source of this 3744-nucleotide messenger RNA. RefSeq names its product putative ubiquitin-specific protease UBP12 (gene UBP12). The record is from RefSeq and is a predicted model, not a curated record. Gene Ontology annotation, molecular function: cysteine-type deubiquitinase activity. Lineage: Eukaryota; Fungi; Ascomycota; Saccharomycetes; Saccharomycetales; Saccharomycetaceae. Gene Ontology annotation, biological process: protein deubiquitination. The transcript has a single exon. The coding region runs from base 1 to 3744 and encodes 1247 amino acids.